This is a messenger RNA of Trichoderma breve, 2964 nucleotides long. Its product is annotated as ankyrin repeats (many copies) domain-containing protein. Gene Ontology annotation, biological process: lipid metabolic process. NCBI's taxonomy places the organism in Eukaryota, Fungi, Ascomycota, Sordariomycetes, Hypocreales, Hypocreaceae. The record is from RefSeq and is a predicted model, not a curated record. Gene Ontology annotation, molecular function: phosphoric diester hydrolase activity; protein binding. The transcript has 7 exons. The coding region runs from base 1 to 2964 and encodes 987 amino acids.
AUGUGCCGCAGGAAAUUUGGCAAGCAGAUCCAGAAGCGCCAGCUUGAGGUUCCCGAAUAUGCUGCCAGUUUUGUCAACUACAAGGCCUUGAAGAAGCUCAUCAAGAAGCUUUCAGCUACUCCGACCCUUGCUGCACAAAAUGACGGCCACCGCCUAGCCACACUUGCCGACUCGCAGGCUGCUCUGCAAGCAAACAAGGCAACUUUCUUCUUUCAAUUGGAGCGAGAGCUGGACAAGGUGAAUGCCUUCUAUCUACAAAAAGAAGCCGAGCUCAAAAUCCGCCUCAAGACGUUGCUCGAUAAGAAAAAGGUCCUGCAGUCGCGCCAGGGAAUUUCAAGACGAUCAUCCAAGUUCACCACACUCGAAGAAGGAUUCCAACAAUUCGCCACGGAUUUGAAUAAGCUUCAACAGUUUGUUGAGAUCAAUGGUACCGCCUUUUCAAAAAUCCUCAAGAAAUGGGACAAGACGUCCAAGUCCAAGACAAAAGAGCUAUAUCUCUCCCGUGCUGUCGAGGUCCAACCAUUUUUCAAUGCGACGGUCAUCAGCGAAUUGUCAGACCAGGCCACCACCAGCCUUCAGGAGCUUGGUGCCUGGUCUGAUGGAAUUCAGGUCAACUUCGAUUCGUCUACUGCGCAUGUUGUGACAAGCCAGCAUUUCGUGGGGACCGAUGAAGGCGAUGCCGAUACGCUGCUGUUGGAUACCGUCAUUACCGGAAACCUCGAAUCGAUAAAGGAUCUUCUUGCAAAGAUGCAAUCGGCCUCCCAGGCCAGCGAGAGCGAUGUUUCCUUGAUGGAACGGCUUACAAGAACCUUUUUGACGGCGAUAAAUGAAGCUCCCAAGAGUGCUUUGCAGGUUCUUUUGGAUACUGGACUGGUGGACUUACAUUCCUACGAUGACAUCAACGAGCGGAAUUGCCUACACCAGGCUGCCAUCUACGGUAGACAACACGUCUUGGAAUGGGGCCUCGAGGCUAAAGUGGCCGUGGAUCGAACCGACGUUUACGGACGCGUGCCGCUGCACUAUGCUAGUUUGCAUGGUCGCCUGGAUAUGUUGGAGACUUUGUUAAAUGCCAACCCCAGCACUAUUGACCUUAUCGAUCAUGACAACUUCACGCCACUGAUACAUGCCAUUAUUCAUGGCCAUGUUGAGUGUGUCGAGCGCCUUCUCGCCAGAUCGGCUCGUAUCGACCCUGUAUCUGACGCAGACCACGUGCCUCUGAACCUUGCCUGCGAACAUGGGUCAGUCGCUAUUGUCGAAAUAUUGUUGAAACAUGGUGCAAAUAUCCUCCCUGAUGCCGAGGGACUGUAUCCUCAGCACCUGGUGGCCCGAUGUGGUCGGACUUCGGAUUUGCUCCUGCUCUUGAAGCAAUAUGGGGCUGACCUCGAUCAAGUCGACAAGCUAUAUGGAUGGACACCGUUGUUACAUGCUGCUAGUGAAGGAAAAGUCGAAUGUCUUCAAGCAUUGCUCAAGAUUGGUGUCGAUGCGACAAUUCGAGAUGAAAAGGACCUACCCGCCAUGUACUAUGCCGCUUGGGAGGGCCACUUGGAGUGCAUGCAGCUUCUUACCCCGUUCAACAAGCGUCCGAAAGCAAGCCCGUUGGGAGGCCAGCCUACGAUUGAUAUCAUAGGCAGCAGCAAUGCUCCCCUACCAAUGUCACUGGAUCCGGAUGCCAUCCCGAUCCUGGAGUUGCCCCCACCAAUCAUUCCUCUUCGACGAUAUGGCCACAACUUCCUCGAUACCAAGACGGUGGUGCAACUCAGCUUCCAGGACUCGGGCGAGCAACCGCUGGUUUUCUUCCAGGAUGGCAAGUACCCGGCUGCUCGGUUGACGAUCUCCUCCAAGGUUUCCGAUCUCAUCCCCAAGAAUAUCAUUUUGCCGUUUCAAGAAGAUACCCGUAUUGUUUCUUUCCAAGUUGAUAAUCUCAAGACAUUUUCACUCGACUUUGAUGUUUUCCCGGCCUCGAAAUCUUGCCUGCCGCUCUUCGACCCCCGGUUACGAGCCAUUGGCCAAAUCACCUUCAACACGCAGGUGAUUAAGCCGUUCAGGGGACAGCCUCUCGAGAUUACGGACUUUGAGACGUACUGGAAGGCAACAAGCCAGUUUAACCAGCCUACUAACGCCAUUGUGACCGGAUCAAGUCUAUCUGGCGACUAUGUCCGAGUCUUCGUCCAGUACACGAGCGAUGGGGUGCCCGUUAUUUGGCCACAGUGGACGAUUUCAUGCGGCGGGCUUGAUAUUCCCGUUUGCAGACUUUCAUUUGCGCAGUUCGACGCCAUCACCUCCCAAACUGCCAGCCGUGCUCAGCUCGCGGGCCUAGCAACCAAGACGGCGGAUGACAUUGCCGAAAUUUACCACAUCUUGGCAACAGCAGGAAUAACGCUAAAGGACGCACUGGCUAUCCUCCCUCCAGGCAUCCACGUCAAUCUGCAGAUUGUAUAUCCAACUGUAGAGGAGGAAGAGACACUGGCCUUGGGCCCGGCUCUUGACGUCAACGUCUACGUUGACUCGAUCCUCACGAUUGUUUUCGACCAUGCCCGUGCUCAGAGGGCACAGUCCCACUCGUCACACGUCGUGCGUUCCAUGGUGUUUAGCAGUUACAACGCACGACUAUGUACUGCUCUGAACUGGAAGCAGCCCAACUUUCCAGUAUUUUUGUGCAAUGACCUGGGCCGGGACGAGAAUACAAUGGUCAACGGAAGGCGGACGACGUCGAUUAAGGAAGCGGUGCGGAUUGCACAGACGAAUAACUUUAUGGGUCUGAUAUGUUAUUCAAGGCUGCUGGAUAUGGUGCCGGCGCUGGUUGAUGCUGUCAAAUCGCAUGGACUUGCCCUCGUGAUGGACAAGUCUUCUGAUACCCCUGAAGCGAGCCCUCUUGUGGAUCCUUUCCCUCGGCCACCCAAGGGUGUCGACGGAAUUUUGAGAAGUCAUGGUAUUUUACGCUUUAAUGAUUCUAUAGACAUGUAG